This is a messenger RNA of Oikopleura dioica, 420 nucleotides long. The record is from the annotation of a GenBank genome assembly. NCBI's taxonomy places the organism in Eukaryota, Metazoa, Chordata, Appendicularia, Copelata, Oikopleuridae.
AUGCAGAAAACUAAAAUACUUUUUUCAAUUUUGCUUCUUUUUGAAGCGGCGAAUGGUAAUGAUCUUCCAUCGAAUUUCCGCUUCCAGAGCGACAAAAUGAAACAGUACUUCAAGGAUGUUUACCAACGCGGAAAUUUCAAGAAACACUUCACGAACCCGAUGUUAAAAGCGAACAUCGACCAGCCAGACCUCCAAAAAAUCGCGUUGUUGAGGAAAAAAUUCACGAAACCGACUACAAAUAAUGUUCUUGGUCGAAUGGCAAAGGUUGGCAAACUUUCUGCUCUACAAAAAGAUCCAACUCUUCACAACUUUUUGGAAGAAAGACAGAAGCAAUUACGGCUAGCAAAAGCAGCGAACUGUCUUUUGGUCAAAUCGUCUUUCUGUAAACAAAAGAUGUACCAGUUUGUUCAUCCUGUUUAA